AUGAAAACAUUAUUUGAGGGUAAAAUCACACUAGAAGGCUCCCACACUCCUGAUAAUAAUUCCUUGACUGAUAAUUUACUAUUUAAUCAAAGGAAUGAUUAUUUUUUUAACGAAAAUUAUAACACAAACCCACAUGGAUUUUCUUUAGAUAUUUUAACAUGUGCUCAAGAAAUAAAAAAGCCAUGUACUGCCUUCAGAUUAUUAAGUUUUGAUAACGAAAAAACAUCAAACCUAGAGCCUUUUCAAGAUAAUUUUUCCAAUCAAAAUUUUCCGACCCUUAAUUUUAAUUACACAGAUAAAAGCCAAGAAAAGGCUUUUAAGCUUAAGCCAAGGCAGCUUUUUGCUGAUAGCAUUAAUCUGGAUGCCAAAUCAGCUUUAGCAAAUGGUGAAAAUUUACCAAACCCUAUUGAGAGUCUUGGUAAAAAGGGUGACUGAAGCUCGCUUGACUCAAAAAACUCCGCUGGAUAUAUAGGUAACAUAAGCGAGCACUUUAUGCUACCCAAAAUCGUCGAGACUAAUGAAAAUUUAACCAAAAUCGAUUACAACGAAGGAGAUUCUUCUUUAACUAGUGUUGGAGAUACAUGUGAAGAUGAUAUUGUGGAAACUGAAACUAAAGGAAAUCAAGAAGAGCAAGAAAUUAAUACUCAUCAGCAUGAGUGCCAUCCAAGUAGCCAUCAAUUUUCUGGUGAAAGAACCUCUCUAUGGAAGAAAUUCUGGAACUCUCUGAAUUGCUGUGUGGAUUAUCAGACAGCAAACAGUCGCCAAAGAUUUUAUAAGUGCAAAAAAUGCCAUAAAUCAUGGUUAGAGUCAGAUUUUUCUUUAGAAAUGAUAAUUAAUUAA
Blepharisma stoltei is the source of this 840-nucleotide messenger RNA. The record is from the annotation of a GenBank genome assembly. NCBI's taxonomy places the organism in Eukaryota, Ciliophora, Heterotrichea, Heterotrichida, Blepharismidae.